Molecule: messenger RNA, 4485 nt
Organism: Thyridium curvatum
Lineage: Eukaryota; Fungi; Ascomycota; Sordariomycetes; Thyridiales; Thyridiaceae
Exons: 8
Coding region: 1-4485 (1494 amino acids)
Molecular function (GO): oxidoreductase activity; FAD binding
Source: RefSeq, a predicted model, not a curated record
AUGGAGGUACUAGCGGUCGUCGCCGCAUGGGCCUUCGCCUCCCUGUCGAGUAGCGUACCCGGAGGCCCACACCUGCCCGGAACAGUCGCGACGACCGUGUCGCAUUUCACCUCGCUGCUUUCUCCAAAUGCGUCGAUACACUUCCGGGGGUCCGAGGCCUUUCACAACUCGACGCUUCGUUGGUCGGCCUACGAGAAGCCCGAGUUCCUUGUUGCAGUCGAGGUUGCGACUGAGCGCGAUGUCCAACAGGCGGUGAGACUCGCCAACGCGCUGCAUCUGCCAUUCCUAGCCACGGCCGGUGGGCACGGUGGGAUUGCCUCUCUGGGUCAAAUGCACCAUGGCGUCCAGAUCAACCUGCGACAGCUCAACUCGGUCGAGAUACAGGACGACGGCAGGAGCGCCGUUAUGGGAGGCGGAGUCUUGACGAAAGAAGUGACCGACGCCCUGUGGGCCGAGGGGAAACAGACUGUCACCGGUCUCUGCGAAUGCACUUCGCUGCUUGGCCCUACCCUCGGCGGCGGCCACGGCUGGCUGCAAGGGCGCUAUGGCCUGGGCAUCGAUAACAUCCUCGAAGCCAACGUUGUGCUUGCCAAUGGGUCCCUUGUCACCGCCUCGUCUGACUCGCAUCCGGACCUGUUCUGGGGCCUCCGAGGUGCUGGGCACAACUUUGGAAUCGUCACCGCUGUCAAAUACAAGAUCUACGACGUCCCUGAGGGCAACAUCUGGACCCUGGGCACGUAUGUGUUCACGCAGGACAAACUGGAGCCUUUGUUCGAGCUCUUCAACGAACUAGGGGCUCAAGGCAAGGUUGAGCUGCUGACAUGGGCAUACUUCCUGUCGCUGCCGGAUGUUGAUCCGAACAAUGCUUCGAUCACAGCAUAUCUCGUGUACGAAGGCAGCGAGGACGAGGCAGCGCCCUACCAUGCUAUGUUCAUGGCUCUGGAGCCCGUGAUGGCUACGACGACCCCCGCCGAGUUCCCCGAGCUGCCGGGGCUCACAUAUCAAGAUCUGGCCUCGAUUGCGUGCCUGCAUGGCGGUUACAGCGCGGUCCGGUUCCCUGUGAGCACUACGGAGUACAACAUAGCUGCCCAUCGUGCAGCGUUCGACCUGUUCAGCGAAGCAUUACAAAAGCACCCCGGGCUGAACAACUCGUUCUUCAUCAGCGAGGGCUACACUCUGAAAGGCGUCCAGGAAGUCCCCGAGGAGAGCACGGCGUACCCGGACAGGUUCAACAGUAUCUUGCUAUCACCCAUCUUGAUCUACUUUGACUCGUCCCUGGACGAAGAGGCCCUCAAGGUCGGCAAGGCGCUCCGAAAUGUGUUGGUGGGCGGUACGGAGUCGAAGAAGCUGUACGCAUAUGUCAAUUACGCGACGGGUGACGAGAGCGUCGAGGCGAUGUAUGGCUACGAGGAGUGGCGGAUCAGCAAGCUGCGGGCUCUGAAGGCCAAGUACGACCCGGCCAACGAAUUUCGCUUCUAUGGUCCUAUCGUACGUGCCCGAACUGGCUCUGCCGCUGGUCUACACCCUCUCUGCACCCAGCAGCAUGCGGCUGCGGGAGCCAUCGCCCUUCCCCAGCGCGCAGCACCAGGUCUGCAUCUCCCCCCAGAUCGCAGUGCCAUGGCCGAUCCCCAGCAAUCCGGCAAGCCUCACCAUGACACCAUGGAUCUCGACGACCUGCUCAAGACGGCCGCUACCAGCGAGCCCGCCGCUCUCCAGUGCUGCUGCGGGCGCCCGGACUGCUCCGUCUUGAAGCACAAUUGCUCAGUGCUCGACAGCGUCGAGAAGGAUGUCUACACGGCCGCUUCGAUGGGCAAGGUACGUGAAUGCAUGCGUGGUUCACCUCGUCCUCUUGACACCCGCCACCCCGCUCCCUUUCUACGUUAUCUCGGACCCCUCUUGCUUCCAUUUUUCAGCUCGCCUUGUCCUGUCCUGGCUGUCCAUGUGCCUCUGCUGCGGGCCCUGAUCGUUGUCUCUCGGCUUCCGCUAGGCGAGCAUUCCAACCGCUGGCGCAUGGCACAACACAUCAUACCCUACCCUUCUCGUCUCUCUCCCAGAAAAAUAUUCGCGUCUGCUGGAAUGCCGACUCGCCAUAGACCCUUGUUUCUCUGCAACGCUCCUCCAGCAGCAGCAGUAGCAGUCGCAGCAUCAGCACCUCCAGCAGCCAUGGAGUGCGAUGCGCUGCCUUCGGCCGAUCCGGCACCCUCGCUGACAUUUGCCUUGCAGGCUCUCCUCGUCCGGUACAAUGCCUCUGUGGCCGAUGCCGAGCGCGACCGCAGCGAGCUGUCCGCCCGCAUCGAGCAGCUCGAGAUGGACAAGAAGGAGCUCGAGGCCGAGAACGUCCGCACCGUCGCCGAGAACAGGGCCCUCCUCGACCAGCUCGAGACUCUCAACACCACCGUCGCCGACUCGGACGUGCGUAUCAAGUCCCUCGAAGCCACCCUGCACUCCUCGCAGCUGGCCGUCCGGAGGUUAGAAGGCGCCUCGCAGCGCGCCGAGGACAUGGAGGGACACCUGGCGCUGCUGGAGCAGGAGCAGGCGGCGCUGCAGCGCACUCUGCUCGACACCGAGUCGGAAAGGCGCUCGGCCAUGUCGCGGUGGAAGAAGGCGGAGCGCGGCAUAUCGGACCUCCAACAGCAGCUCGAGCGCAUGGAGAAGGAGGCCAAGGAGGAGCGCGAGCGUCACGUCGAGCUGAUGGGCAAGGUGGAGAGGCAGCGCGCCAUGGAGAAGGAGCUCAACACCGCCGCAGGUCGUCUCAAGGGCGCGGCUGCCGCCAAGUCGAUGCAGGACGGCAAGAGUGGUAGCAACGUCGUCUCGCACUUUGUGCGCGACUUGCUGCAGGACAAUGCCAACCUCCAGGUCGGGCUGGCCGAGAUGCGCGAACUGCUCAUGAACUCGCACGACGAGAUCCAGAUGCUGCGCGAACAGCUCAUGCUUCACCAGCCCGUCGAAGAAGAGCCUGACGUCAGCGCCGCCUCAACUCUGCGGGCUGAGCUGGACACCGUUGCGCCCACGCCACAGUCCACUCCGACCAAACAUGCGACGCAACACUCGCCGUCGCUAUCGCAGGAACUGCAUAUCCACCACCACUACCACGUUGCCAACAAGGGGGACAAGUCCCGAAAUCGCAAAAAGAGACAAAGCCUCAACCCUGGCAUAUUCACACACCCUGCCGCACCCUCGUCGCCGCAAUGGAGGAAUCAGCAGCGCUCUCCUGCGCCUCUUUUCAGGACUCACAGAGCCAAAGACUCGGCAUCCACUGGCCCGUCGCACCGGUGGUCUGUCUUCUCCGAGCAGCCCUCGGAUUUCGCGUCCUCUGUGCCUAGCUCACCGCUAUCCAAUCCCCGGCACUCCAUGUUCGACCGCGGGUUCAUGGACGGUUCUCUGCCAGGGUCUCCCACUACCAGUGUGGACCCCAUGUCCCCGACCUGGAACAUGUCUCAUCAACGACAGUUUUCAGAUCUCUCGGCGCGAGCAUUCCCUGGCAAUCCGCCCCUCUCAGAUAUUGCUGGCUCAUGCCCGGCAGCCGAACAACAUUCGACGGGCGUAAACGAUCCUCACCCGCUAGCCCUGCCGAUUGAUGCCGACGAGCCCACAUCGGAAGACCGCGAUGAGGAGGCUGAAGAAGCCGGGGAGACCGAGGAACCAGACCUCGUUUCCAAUACGACAGCAACCGAAGAGUCACUCGAACGCACCGACAACACACCAACCGUGGCGCCACCCUUCGUGUUUCCCAAUAUCGAUGCAGCCCUCCACCAAGACGCCUUUUCUGAAGACUUUUCUGACGACCCCGUCUUCACACCUACCCGCAGCGCCAGACCAACACUGCACCGCGCCAUGUCCCACGAGUCGAUUCUCUCGUUGUCUGGCGGCCUUGACAUCCACACCUUGAAGUCCCGACCCAGUCAGAUGACGUUGCGGCCGAUCGGAGCAACCACGGCCGACACUGGACUGUCUGCGAUCACGGCCCAACCCACCAUCUCUGUCGGUACAGUCAACGGCAAGCGAGGCAGCAUGUUCUUAAGGGACAGUCUUUCCGACGCCGGUAUGGGGCUGCCCAUGCCUAGAACACGGAUCGCGUCUGGUCCUAGUACGCCUCCUACUCGUGCCAACGCCGAAACGCCUCAGCGCGCGGCUUCCAGCGGGCUCAAGCUCGGGCGCUUCGUCUCUUGGCGCCCGUGGGGAAACAGCAACAGCAGCACCACGGCCUCCCCGUCCACAUCAACCAUAAAUGUAGAGGCUAGUACCACUCCUCAGCCACGUCGCUCUAAGACGCCGACCCCGACGCCCACGUCUGCCAAAUCGGCAACGCCGGCCGAGAUUGGUCUGAGAGACUUUUCGCGUGCGUCUGGCAUCAACCAGCCCGGCUCGAUACCUGGGUUCUACGAGUACUGGGCUGCUCACCAGCGUUUGAGAGCGCCGCCGAGCAAGGUGCUGCCUGACGUUGUCGAUCAGGACGCAUUACGGGAGGGCCUGGAGGGUCUCUGA